Molecule: messenger RNA, 6438 nt
Organism: Eriocheir sinensis (Chinese mitten crab)
Lineage: Eukaryota; Metazoa; Arthropoda; Malacostraca; Decapoda; Varunidae
Gene: casp
Product: FAS-associated factor 1-like
Exons: 16
Coding region: 542-2515 (657 amino acids)
Cellular component (GO): endoplasmic reticulum; nucleus
Molecular function (GO): ubiquitin binding
Source: RefSeq, a predicted model, not a curated record
AUCCAUCACAUUAUAUUUCACGAUUUCUCCCUUAAAACCACGACACCCACUGAAAUAGCUCCACCCCAGUAAAGUUAAUGCCAUAAACUUGAAAAAGGGAUAAAUUAAAGGUCCUAAAAGCUACCCUGGGUGCCUUUUAUUAGUAAUUAUCGCACAUGUACCAAGGAACAGCGUGACCAGACAGACAUUACAUUUCCAUAUUUCUCCCUUAAAACCACUGCACCCACUGAAAUAGCUCCAUCCCAGUAAAUUUAAAUCCAUAAACUUGAAAAAGGGGUAAAUCAAAGUCCCAAAAAGCUUCUCUGAGUAGCUUUUAUCAGUAAUUGUCGCACAUGGACCAAGGAACAGCAUAUGACCAGAGACCAUUACACCCACUGAAAUAGCUCCAUCCCAGUAAACUUAAAGCCGUAAACUUAAAAAAGGGAUAAAUUAAAGCCCCUUAAAGCUGCUCUAACUAGCUUUUAUUAGUAAUUAUCACACAUCGGGGAAGGCCACCAUAGGAGACAGCUGGCGAGGACGAGAGGAACUAGACAGACAAACAAUGGCUGAGAGGGAUGAGAUCUUAGCCAAUUUUCAGGCAUGUUCAGGCAUAGAGGAUGUCGGGGAGGCCUUCAUGCACCUGGAGGCGGCCAACUGGAACCUGCUGGAGGCCCUGCAGGUGGUGAUGCCGCAGGAGGCCACCUCAGUCACACCCACACAGCCGCCGCCCCUUCAGGCAGUGUCUCAGCCGGAGGUGAUAAGUAUCGACUCAUCACCUGAGCCGUUGCUGCCGCCCCCUAUACCCCCCCUGCCCCUCGCUGUACCCGCUGGCCCCGUAGCCUCCUCAUCUCACACACCAGCAGUCAUGGAUGUCAAUAUACAGGUGUUGUGUGGAGGCGCCUCUGAGGGCAGCACCUUCCCCCUGGAGCUCCCCGGCACAACCUCUGUCAGUGAACUACGCACAAUGCUUCACCAGCUGGUCGGCAUCACACCUUGCAAUCAGAUCCUGGAAGGCUUCAAAACCCCUGUGGAGGACAGCACAGUCAUCACGGCGGAUCUGCUCCCAGAGUCCCGGACACUCUCCCUCAAUACUCAGGUCUCAGUUCCUUAUGGCAACUAUUUUGAAAGGAUCAAUGGGGCUCACGGCGACGAUUACCUCCUCCUGAUCCAUGAUGAGACCAGCAACAAGGACUACAGCCUAAAGUUCCCCGGCUCCAAGCGCAUCCGAGAGAUCAAGAGCGACAUGCACACCAUCACCAACAUCGCCGUCCGUCACCAGCAGUGGAGCGGCUGGCCGACCAACAUUGAUGAGGAGAAUGCAACGCUGGCAUCAUCGGGCAUUAGCAAGCAGCACCACUUGACCGUACGGAAGGCUGUAGCGAAAGAGCGGACUCCCAAGACCCAGCGAAAGAUACCCAUGGACACCGGCGAGAACAGCUCAGGCGAUGAGUACGAGGACACGGCGGAGCUCCUCAAUGAUGACGAUGAUGACUUCCUGGGCAUGAUGGACGUGCCCACCACCAAAAAGCCUCAGACUCUAAUACCUGCCGACACCGAGGACGAGGUGAUGGGCGUCAUACAAUUCGCCGAGGGAUUCAAGAGCCGCUACGGGAGCUGCGUGCCCAUGUUCUACCAAACCUCUCUGGAGGAGGCGCUCAGAGACUCGGUUCAGCUUCCCGCCAAGAAUAGGAAGCUCCUUGCUGUGUACUUACACCACGAUGGCAGCAUCCUGUCCAACGUGUUCUGCUCACAGGCGCUCUGCCAGGUCUCGGUGGUCGACUACCUGACCGCCAACUUUGUGGUCUGGGGCUGGGACCUGACCCAUGAGGCCAACAAGGCCAGAUUGCUUAACCUGGUCACCACACACUUUGGGUCCAUCGCCUCCACCACCGUCAGAAGCUUCAGUGUGGACAAGCUGCCGGCGCUCCUGGUCAUCACACGCACCAGAGGGGUCAUCGAGGUCCUCUCAGUCAUACAUGGUAAUGGAGUGCUGGACGAGGUGAUGACAUCUUUGAUGCACGCGACGGAAAUGUUUGAGGAGCAGCGGGCCACGGAGGUGCAGGAGGAGGAGGCGAGGGAGGCGAGAGAGGCUGUGAAGGCCGAGCAGGACGCAGCGUACAUGGAGAGUCUAAAGGCUGACAGGGCAAAGGCGGCGGCUAAGAAACAAGCGGAGAUGGAGGAGAGGGAGCAGAGGGAGAGAGCAGAGUCCAUCAAGCAGCAAAUCGACGCCCACAAAGAGGCUGUACGCGCUUCCCUGGAGACGGAUAUACCCGAAGAACCUGACCCAGAGUGCAUCCAGCCCGUGUCCACUCUUCGGUUCCGCAUCCCGGGCGGCGAGACCUUCAGCCGCAACUUUCUGGCCAGUACAACCCUCAAGGUGCUGCUCGACUUCCUUCACGUCAAAGGAUACCCCGCCGCUGAAUACAAGUGUCUCCAGUCCUGGCCUCGGAGGGAUGUCAGCUCUCUGGACAGCUCCAAGACACUCAUGGACUACAAGCUGUUCCCUCAGGAGACCCUCAACAUAGAGGAGCGAUGAAGGGACCUCGGCAGCACUGUCUUGGUCACCUGAUGGAUAGGCUGUAGUGAGACAGGUAACUACUGGACGACAUCCUAGCUGAAGUUUCCCAGUGUUUAUUGUGCGAAUGUGACCUUCCUCGGAGGUCGUGUUUAAUUAUCAUCUGAGAGUGGCUGUUGAAUAUUGUCCUUGGAAGACACUGAAUGUAAUUACAGUAAUUUAUAUUCAGGUAUUGUUAUUAUUUGGUGUCAGGAAUGUAAGGAAGGUAAUGCUAGAGACAGAUCUUAGACCUUUCAGAGUGUGUAUAUAGGAGGUACUACAAGGCUGGCAUCGGAACACCCUCAAAAAAAAUAUCAGUGUUGAACAGACGUUUAGCAUCUUGAAGAAAAAAAAAUUAUAUAGUAUACACAUAUAUAUAUUUCCUAAAUUAAUUCAUAUAUCACAUGUAAAUUCUUUUUAAUUUAGUCCAAUGGAUGACAGGUAUGCAUCUUAUUUUGUAAAACUAUGCAUAUAAGUAAUCUGAUAAGUCUGUGUUUUGAAAGUUUGUAUUGGCUAAAGAAGAAUUGCACUAUCAUUAUUAUUAUUAUUACUAUUAUUAUUAUUAUCAUCAUGGUUCAGUGGUGUCUUCUCGAUGAGGCACAGCAUUGUGAAUUUUAAGUCUUGGAGGGAGUAGUGCCCCGCCGCCCCCCAGGCCUUCACACCCCUCAGUCCACUUGUCCUGCUCUUUAUCAGCUGCUUGUUUGAAUGAGGCGGAGAGAGAGUGAGAGACAGCGAGAGACAGUGAGUGAGACAGCGAGCGAGAGACAGUGAGCGAGAGACAGUGCGUGAGAGACAGUGAGUGAGAGACAGCGAGCGAGAGGCAAUGCGUGAGAGACAGUGAGCGAGAGACAGUGAGCGAGAGACAGCGAGUGAGAGACAGCGAGUGAGAGAGAGAGAGAGAGAGAGUAAAAGAUUUACACACAUGUGAUGCAUCCACAUGACUCCUGUAGAUAGUGGAUUUUUUACUGAACUGUUGUGUUGGAGCGUUGUUACCACUUCCCUCCCUUGCUUUUAGGUGCAAAUGUAUUUAUCUACUAUUAGUAAAAAGAAAGUUUCCUAUAAAAAAAAAGAACUCUAGAAAUAUAUAAGAGAAUAAACUAUCUGAAUAUAUCUACCAGACUGCAAUAUUCACGAUCUGAUACAGGGAAGCAUUCGUGUGGAGUGAAGAGCUUAUGUUUAAGUGACUGCAUAUCCUACCUCUAGGCUGCUUUAGAAUUACCAAGACUUUGUUUCUGCUUGCACCACCAGACCUAACCCAGUUGUAUGGCCUUUGCAUUUCACCCUCUGAUCUCAAAAAACGUAGCUUGGGGUAGUGCAUGCGAAGGUCAACAUGCCUAACAUAUAUUUUUUUAGCUCCAGAUAGAUCAUGACCACCAUCACCACCACUAACAACCCUUCAGUGUGUGUGUGUGUGUGUGCGUGUGUGUGUGCGCUCGGUGCCGGGUCGCCACAGCUGCUGCAUUAAUAAGGACAGACAGAAGGGGUGAUGUCACAAGCAUGCCAGGAUUUCAAAGGUUGCACGGCUAAUAUUUUUUUUUCAUCUCUUGUCAAGCAGAGCUGUAUAAUGUGAGGACUGGUGGUGAUUAAAUAGUCAUGACCAAACCCGGACUCUCUUGCAUCAUUAACGUCUCCUACUACUCCUCCUAAGUUCCCAAAGCUUUACCCUCAUCAAGUUGCUCAAAGUUUUUUUUAUUUUGUCAUGGCUGUGUUUGAUAUUGUUUGUCUAGGUCUCAUUAUUGUUUUAAGCAUUCUGCAUUGUGGACGAAAGGUUAUGUGGUUUUCAUAGUACAACAGUCUUGUCAUGUGUACUGUAAAUCAUUAAAUACCUAUGGCUCAUUUUUUUAUAACUCUGGCCCACCCUACACAUAGUAUCAGCAUGUGCUCAGUGGCUUCCUAAUUGCUGCAUUGUUUGUUUUGUGGGGUUGACCAAACAUUCAAAACACUGCAAAACACACUAUUGGCUCAACUAGCUCAGAAUUCAGACUUAUCCUGUCCUUGAGAAUGGCAGCUACAUAUCACCUAACCUAUGAUUAUUGUGCAGCUUCGCAUUGAAAUACUCCAGAUUGCUGUGUGGUAUGAAGUUAAUCUAAGUAUGGUAAAAGGUAAUGUCACAGUACCAAGCCAUUCUUUGUUGGGUUCAUACUGAAAAAGGGAAAAUCACAGAGCACCACAGCAACCCCCUCACCAGGCUGCCUUGGGAGACUGCCUUGUUGAUGAGGCACACAAUAUGCUCUGGAAAAUUACUGUGGAAGGACAUUAAGUUGAUCCCCCAAUAUAGAUGACUAACAGCCUUAAAUUACUCCCUAGACCUUAUGAGUUCCUGUUCUGGGGAAAGUCAAAUAAAGCCAGCUAUCAGAUUAUGAAAUAUGGCUGAUGACAGAAAAUGGUUCUCAGUCAGCUUGUCCACCAUUUACUGGAGUACAUCAUAGGGUCUACAUGGCUGGUGUGUUCUCUGAUAUCAUCUUUACAGCUUGAAGCCACUGCCACUAUUUGAAAUGCAAGAGUCAGUGUUGGACCCUUAAUAUUUGCAGACAUACAAUCUUAGGCCACAGAUUUACCUUGGUUAUGAUCUGCACAAAAUUGAUUCUGUUUAUUCUAUUCCAUCAAUACUGCCAAAUCAGUUACAAGGAUGCAGUACACAGGCAGGUAGUGAGUGGAAAAGGGCCUGUAUGGAGAGUAACUGGAAUGGAUGAGAGCACAAGAGUAUGGAAGUCAUCAUUGCAUUUAGACAUGGGAGCUUUAAUGUGCCUGGGCCGUGUGAAGCAAAACUGGCGGGCAAGUGGUUGGCUGAGUAAUAUUUAAUGAGUUCAUGAGCAUGCCAGGGAAAUGUGAAGGGCCUAUAAAUGAAUGAACAGUGGGAUGGGGGACUAUGUGUGAUGAAGUGGGUAUGAUAUGUGAAGUAUUAAUUGAAGAGGAGGAAAAAAAAUAUUGGUUGCCUGUACCCCAUGUGAUAGCAGAACAGAGGAGAAGGAAAGGUCUGAGGGACAGUUAACCAAGGUGUAGCACUUAUGGAAGUUACGAUGGGGUCUGAAAGGGAAAACUGGAAAGGAAGGCAGCUUGGAUUGUCAAAGCAUACACAGAAAUGAAGCAGGAUUUGGGACGAAGAAAAUGAAGUGCUGACUGAGACUAAAGGGCAGAGUUCUUUAACCUGGUAGCAGCGAUGGGCCAAAUUUGUGGCUUACCGUGUUCCAGCAACGAGCCAAAUUUUUGCCAUGAUAUAAACCCCCCAAAUAGAUGAUGCAUAAAUUGAUCACAAAUGCAUUGAUAUAAAUUAUGAAAUGGUUUGCGUGAGUGAUGAUUUUUUCUCAUUUUUCUCGCUUAGAGGGGCCUUUAAGAAACAUGAUCCCCGCAGCUACUGGGUUAAAGCUUGUGUUGUAAUUAUGGUACAAAGAAAUUUCACAUCUCUCACCUUGGUUAGCUGGUAAUGUGGAGGGGUCUACUGUCACGAAUGUAUGAUUAUUUGUAAGAGUGGAAAUGUCCUGUUUAGGUACGACAAAAACAUUACAUUGAGGUAUUUGUAUCGGAGAGAGAGAGAGGGUUAUCAUGUGAAAUUAUAAGACUUGAACAACACUGGGAUGUCAAUAGUUUGUGAAGAAAUGUAAAUACUUCUCAGAAUUUUCUUAUAUUGGCCAAAAAACUUAUGAAUUAAUGUCUUAGAUGGUGUUGUGCCUUGAAUUUUGAUCCUUAGCAAGACAACAGGAUGAAAAAGGAAUAUAGUUGUGUUCCGAUUUCCAGGUUGUGUUAGCUGGAGUAAUGCAUUCUUAUUUAUUCAUAGGUGCUUAAUUUUCUGUUGUGGGGACUUUGAAUUCAAGAAGCAUUGGUCCCUAGCAGCUCAAGAAGAAAGAGUAACAUAUUUGUGAUCCUCAGCUAAGUGGUAACUUCCAACAUUAAAAGGAUAAACAGUA